This is a messenger RNA of Pseudozyma flocculosa PF-1, 2976 nucleotides long. RefSeq lists its product as uncharacterized. The transcript is spliced from 2 exons. The coding region runs from base 1 to 2976 and encodes 991 amino acids. NCBI's taxonomy places the organism in Eukaryota, Fungi, Basidiomycota, Ustilaginomycetes, Ustilaginales, Ustilaginaceae. Gene Ontology annotation, molecular function: protein kinase activity; ATP binding. Gene Ontology annotation, biological process: protein phosphorylation; tRNA export from nucleus. The record is from RefSeq and is a predicted model, not a curated record. Gene Ontology annotation, cellular component: cytoplasm.
AUGGACUACUUCAAGUCGCUCUCGUCGGCCGCGUCCAGCGUGCUGUCAUCGGCAAAGUCUGGCCCCUUUCCAAACUACACGAUCGGACAAGAGCUCCUCGAGUACCGCUCGCAGACCAUCUGGUCCCUCUACCACGCAACAAAGCGCGACGACUCGACCCAGUGCACCGUCCUCGCCUUUGACGUAUCCCAGCCCCACAACGCCAACCGAUCCAACCUCCUGCCACUCGCAAAGAAUGCCGCAAGAAAACUCAGGACCGUCCGCCAUCCCAACGUCCUUCGCCUCCUCGACAGCGCAGAAACCUCGACGGCAAUCUACAUCGCCGUCGAAAAGGCCACCCCGCUCUCCCACCACCUCGCCCAGCAUCCUGACAAGCGCGCAUCGCCGCAGCAGCAGGACUGGAUCGUAUGGGGCCUCUCGUCCAUCGUCAACGCCGUCAAGUUUCUCCACAAGGAAGCCGCCUCGACCCAUGCAAACCUCCGCCCAGAGUCCAUCUUCCUCAGCAGCUCCGGAGAGUGGAAGCUCGCCGGCUUCGAGGCCCUCACGCCCCAUGCGGAAGGCGCCAGCGGCCUCCUCUUCACCCAUGCCCACCUCAUCCCCGACGGCGCCCGCUACGCCCCUCCAGAGGUCAAGCAGAACGGCUGGAACGUCCUCGCCUCGAUGGACUCGACGCUGCUCGACAGCUACUCGCUCGCCCUCGUCGCCAUCGAGGCCUUCAACGGAACCCUGCCACCGCAGAUUGGCAGCUCCCCGCCUCCUCGUGGCCAUGUACCCCAGCCCGUCUACGCCAUGCUGCAGCGCAUGCUCGUCCCCAACGCCAAAAACCGCCUCAGCGUCGAAAAGAUGCUCGAAGCCGGCGAGGCAGACGGCGGUUUCCUCAAGGAAAACACCCUCGUCAAGGUGGCGCGCGGCCUCGACGGCUUCCUCUUGUCCAGCGAAAACGAAAAGGCCGCCAUCAUCAAACUCCUCCGCGACAAGCCCGACUCGUUCAACCCAGAGUUCCUCACCUACAAGGUGCUGCCGGCGCUCGUCGGAGCUCUGAGCUACGCUCCGCCUCCAGGAACCGUACCUUCUGCCAGCACCCAGGCCUCGACUCUGCUGCCGCUCGUGCUGCGCCUGGCCCAGCCCCUAUCCGCCAGCGAGUGGAACGAGUCCAUGGUUCCGCCGCUGCUCAAGGCGUACACCUCACCAGACCGGUCGACGCGCAUGGCCCUGCUCGACAACCUGCCACUGUAUGCCGAGCGCCUCGAGAACAAGGUCGUCACCGACAAGGUCUGGCCCAACCUCGUCACCGGCUUCAACGACUCGGUGACCGUCAUCCGCGAGGCCACGCUCAAGGCCAUCCUCCCGCUGGCUCCCAAGCUCAGCGACCGCAUCCUCAACAACGACCUGCUCCGCCUUUUGGCGCGGAUGCAGGUCGACCCAGAGGCGGGGAUACGCACCAACACCACCAUUCUGCUGGGCAGGCUGGCGCCCCACCUCUCGCUCUCGACGCGCAAAAAGGUGCUCGUGCCCGCCUUCUCGCGCAGUCUCAAGGACAGCUUCGUCCACGCCCGCGUGGCCGGCCUCAUGGCCUUGAUGGCGACCGGCGACUCGUACGACCACGAAGACGCGGCGAGGCACAUCCUGCCCGCCGUCGCGCCCGGGCUGGUCGACAAAGAGAAGCUGGUGCGGGACCAGGCGGACAAGGCGGUCAAGAUGUUCCUCAGGGUCAUCGAGGAAGGCGUCAAAGGCAUGCCCGACACGGUGCUGACGCCGGAGCAGGCCGCGGGCAUCGAGGGCGUCGACGGCGCAUCAUCAUCGGCGGCGGCGCAGGCGGCAGCCUCGAUGGCCUCGACCGCCGGCAGCGCCGCCACUGCCCUGGCCGGCUGGGCCAUGUCAUCGGCGCUCUCGUCGUUCUCCAGCGCCGCGAACGGCGGGGGCGGCAGCGGCGGCACCAAGGUAGCGUCCGAGGUGACGCCGACUCCGGCGUACGACCUGCACUCCAGCAUGGACGGCCGCGUGACGCCCUCAGUCUCGACGCCGGCCCUGCCACCACCGCAGCUUGGUGCAUUGGGCGCCGCGCAAGACGCGAGGGCCUCGACUUCCAGCUCGAGGUCGUCGUCUGUCGCUGCAGCCUCGCCGUUCAACGAUGCGCUCGACUACGACUUUGACGAGGACCCGUCGGUCGCGCUGAAAAGGGGCAGUCAAAUCGGCGAGGUCGAGAAGGAUCUGAUCGACGUCAACGACGACACGGCCGACUGGUCGAGCUUCGAGAUCGGACAGCCGAAGACGAAGACGACCUCGAUCGGCAAGACGCGGAUGAAUCGGACGCCGGCGAACGCGGCCGCGCUGGCAGCAGCCGCCGCCCGGAAGAGCGCCGCGGCAGCAGGCGGAGCUCGAGGAGGCCGGCUGGGCGUCGUGCGGACCGCUUCGGGCAGCCACCUUGCCGCGCCGCCGCCCAGGCCGGCAGCAGCGACGGACAUCGACCCGCAGCGUGCGCUGUCCAGCUCCAGCCUCAAGGUGGCAGCGGCUGGGGCGGACGACGAGGCGUGGGGCGAGGCGUGGGACGACGGCGCCGACGCGACAAAGGCGGCGACGGCGGCGUCCACGAACAACAGCGACGCAGCGAUACCGGACCGCGAUGGCGGAGCGAGCAGCAUGACGGCGUCGCAAGAGCUGACCGCAAGCGCGUUCCAGGCGCCCGUGCCGCGCGAGGUGGCCAUGGCAAGCCCGGCGGCACAGCCAUCGACGCCGACCGGCGACGACGUCCAGCCGAUGCAAGAGACGUGGGCGUCGUUCGACGACGACAAUGACGACGAGGACGGGGUGGGCCACGAGGCGAAAAAGCAGCCGGCAUCGCCGGCCGCGGCGGCGCUGUCCAAGGAGGAGAAGAAGGCCGAGCUGGAGCGCAAGCGGCAGGAGAGGCGGAACCGCCUGGCGCAGCUCAAGGAGGAAAAGGAAAAGGCGCGGCUGAAGGCUUUGGGGCAGGCGUGA